Brienomyrus brachyistius is the source of this 1702-nucleotide messenger RNA. Its product is annotated as E3 ubiquitin-protein ligase TRIM39-like. The record is from RefSeq and is a predicted model, not a curated record. The coding region runs from base 61 to 1494 and encodes 477 amino acids. Gene Ontology annotation, molecular function: protein binding; zinc ion binding. The transcript has 7 exons. Lineage: Eukaryota; Metazoa; Chordata; Actinopteri; Osteoglossiformes; Mormyridae.
AAACAGUAAAAAAACUUCCUGACUUCACUACUGCGAUCGUGAUCUAACAAAACCUGCAAAAUGGCGGCUAAAGCCUCACCCAUGGAAGAGGAGCUCUGCUGUUCUGUUUGCUCAGACUUUUACAGGGAUCCUGUUCUCCUGAAGUGCAGCCACAGCUUCUGUGGAGCCUGUUUGCAGAAGUUCUGGGAACAGAAGAGCUCUCGGGAGUGUCCGAUAUGCAAAAGGAAGUCCUCUGUUAAUGAGCCCCCUUUGAACAUGGCCUUAAGAAACAUCGUGGAUGUGUAUUUAAAACAGAAGAUUGAAUGUGAGUCUACAGAGAAGAGUGAAUCUCUCUGCAGUCUCCACGGAGAGAAGCUUCUACUCUUCUGUGUCGAAGACCAGGAGCCCAUCUGUCUGGUCUGUCAGACUGCAGCGAAGCACAGAGACCACCGGGUGUGUCCGCUGCUAGAAGCUGAACUGGAUAAGAAGGAGGACCUCAGAGCUUCACUGAUUCCAUUAAAGGAAAAGCUGGAGAAGUUUACAAAAGUUAAACAAGACUUUGAGAAAACAGCCAAUCACAUCAAGAAACAGUUCCAUCACACUAAGAAGAGGAUAAAUAAGGAAUUUGAGGAACUCCAUCAGUUCCUGAGAGAGGAAGAGGAGGCCAGACUGGCUGUACUGAGAGAGGAAGAGGUGCAGAAGAGCCAGAGGAUGAAGGAGAAGAUAGAAAACAUCUCAAAACAGGUCUCCACCCUGUCAGAGAAGAUCAGAGAUAUUGAGAAGGCUGUGAAUGCUGAUGACAUCUCCUUCUUGAAGGCCAUCAAGGACACCAAAGAAAAAGCCCAGUGCUCACUGCAGGACCCAAAGCUCGAGUCAAGGGCGCUGAUAGAUGUGGCCAAACACCUGGGCUCUCUGAAGUUCAGAGUCUUGGAGAAGAUGCUGGGGACUGUGCAGUACACUCCAGUGACUCUGGACCCAAACACUGCAGCCCCCUGGCUUUCAGUGUCUGAUGAUCUGACCAGCGUGAGAAUCACUGGAGUUAAACAGCAGCUUCCUGACAACCCAGAGAGAUUUGACUCAUGUGUCAGUGUGCUGGGAUAUGGGGGCUUUAACUCCGGAAAACACAGCUGGGAGGUGGAGGUGGGGGACAAACCUGCAUGGACUGUAGGAGUAGCAGCAGAGUCUAUUAAUAGGAAGGGGGGGAUUACCUGCUGCCCAGAGGAUGGAUUGUGGGUUAUAUAUCUGAGGAUUAAUGAUAAGUAUGAAGCAGGUACCUCAAGAGCAACCCCCCUCACACUGAAGAGGAAACCGCAGAGGAUCAGAGUGCAGCUGGACUACGAGGGGGGGGAGCUGUCCUUCAUCAACCCCACUGACAUGUCACUCAUCUACACCUUUGAAGACACAUUCACUGGGACGCUGUUUCCAUAUCUCUGUACAGGUGUGAAUAGAGAUGGUAGCAGUACUGGAGAUAUGAAGAUCUGUCCAGCAAAGGUGUCUGUGACAUCAUCCCAGUAAAGGCGCGUGUGACGGUGACGUCAUCCCAGUAAAGGUGUGUGUGACGGUGACAUCAUCCCAGUAAAGGUGUGUGUGACGGUGACGUCAUCCCAGUAAAGGUGCUUGAUCCAGUCCUCAUAUCCCAGUCAAGGUGUCACUUGUUGAUAUAAACCUGUAAACUCCUACAGAUUUACACUUUGGGUUUCAUGUUAAUUAUUCACCUACAGGA